Messenger RNA from Thermothielavioides terrestris NRRL 8126, 3191 nucleotides. RefSeq lists its product as uncharacterized. Gene Ontology annotation, biological process: regulation of DNA-templated transcription; DNA-templated transcription. Lineage: Eukaryota; Fungi; Ascomycota; Sordariomycetes; Sordariales; Chaetomiaceae. The coding region runs from base 457 to 2937 and encodes 826 amino acids. The record is from RefSeq and is a predicted model, not a curated record. Gene Ontology annotation, molecular function: zinc ion binding; DNA binding; DNA-binding transcription factor activity, RNA polymerase II-specific. The transcript has 6 exons.
GGGGGGGGUUGCAUGUUUUCGCGCAGUGAGCUUAGGUAGGUAGUGUUGUUCCUUGACACUCUUGACUCGACUUCCAGAUCGCCGCCCAACGGAGCCGAGCUCUCAAGUUUCGUCCGCCUCGAAUCCCCCUAUAUCCCGUUUCCGCCGCCGCGGUCUUCGAGCUCCACAAGCUGAUCUCCCAAGCUUUCGUUCUGGAGGCUGCCCCGGGAUGGAUGCCACUGCCGCUUGCCGUAGUCGCCUCCCCAUCCUAAGGUAGCUUCUUCAGCUGUUCCCCACUUGCCGUAUCUUCAAGUUGACCUCGCCUGGAUUGUCCUCAGGUCGCAAGCGCAUGAUUCGACCUGACGCGCCCGCCUCCGCCAGCCCUCUCUAACAAUGCUGGUAGACGCCGGCAGGCCGAUCUCUCGAGUCUACUGUUCGGAUGACGACUGAGGCGGAGGCGCGUUGGUUCUUGGGAACAUGGAGUCCAUGGACGAGGACACGCCCGGGGGUGAUCGCAACGCGCCUCCACAACCGCCGGUCCCUUCGCAGUCGGGUGCCGCGUCGGGCGGUAACCCCCCCGGGUCUGGCUCGAGCGCGUCAGCUCCCCGACCGCCAGGCUCUGCGCCUGGUCUCACGGCAGCGAGCGCGCCCAGUGCUUCAAAAAGGAAGCGCGGCUUGGGCGUCGUUACGCCGAAUGCGUGCACUGAAUGUCGCAAGAAACGCGCCAAGUGCGACGGACAAAAACCCUGUGGUCGAUGCAAGAGUCAAAAGGACGUCGAGUGCGUCUAUCAAGUCCCGGUUCGCCAAUCGAAGGAGAACCUGCGCCGCGAGAUCGACCAGCUCCGACGACAGCAGCGCAACAACGAACAGGUCUUUGCCGCGCUGGUCCGCCCUGAUGCCUGGGAAGAGGUGCUCGCGCGGUUACGGAACGGCCAGAGCGUGGAAUCAAUUUCGGAAUGGCUUGGGGGGACGCUGCCCUCUGGUGGCGGCGCGCUGCCUUCCAUCAGCCACCUGCUCAGCCACGGGGCCGGAGCUGACAUCUCUGGGUACGCUCCCGCGUCGAGCAGCUACGCGCAGAUUCCCUCUGCUUUGAGUGCGGUUAGCCCGGUGUCUGGCCCGAAUCCCCACACUAUCAGGCAUGACGGCGAACAACAGAGCCCCUGGGGCGGCUUCUCUACUCAAAGCCACCCGACUUCGAGCGGCUCUCAACCGGAACCCUUGACCUGGAAUCCCGAGGCUGUCAAGAGCACUCAGUCGCGUGUGGGGUCAUGGGUCGAGAGUCUGGCCGACGAUUCGGACGGUAGCAGGGUUAGCAACCGUCCUGACCAGGUCCUUCUUCAGCAGGUUCCAGAGAUGCAGGUUCCUCCAGGGACCUGGACGACCAUAACCGGUGAUUCGAGGCUUGUCCAGCACCUGCUGGCUCUCUAUUUCUGCUGGGAGUACCCGACCUUCGCCUCACUUUCCAAGGAGCACUUUCUCAAGGAUUUUAUGGAGGGUAGGCCUCGAUUCUGUUCCUCCAUCCUGGUUAACGCGCUGCUGGCCCUCGGGUGCCGCUUUUCGAGCCAGCCAAACACGCGAUCCAACCCUGACGACCCCCACACGUCGGGCAACCACUUCUUCAAGGAGUGCCAACGGCUGUUCUACCUGGAGCAGGAUCAUCACAAACUCACCACCAUUCAAGCUCUGGGGAUAAUGUCCAUCAGGGAAGCGAGCUGCGGCAGGGACUCGGAAAGCUGGUAUUAUGCCGGUCAGAGCAUUCGCCUGGCCAUCGAGAUGGGGUUGCACCAGCUACAAAACGAUGGCAAAGACGAUGAUGAAAGCGCCGUGCAGGCAGCCACCUUCUGGGGCGCGUUCGCCCUGGAUCACGCUUGGUCGUUGGCCACAGGUUCACUCCCUCAAUGUUCUUGCUUUUCCCGGCUGCCACCCAAGCCGGCGAUAAUCGAUGAUAUCGAGGCGUCUUUGUGGAUCCCGUACACGGAUGACGGCGCCCCGCUUCAGCGUUCAUGCGAGCAACCAUCCAAUGUCCGCUCAGUCUACAAGUGCUUCUGCGAACUCAGCGAGCUCGUACACCAAUCACUUUAUAUCCUUUACUCUCCCGGCAGGCCGCUCACAAGCAAGGAUCUUCUUAACAUCUACACUCAGUAUCUGAACUGGUAUGACAAGAUCCCAGAGGUCCUGCGACUCGGCCACAACUUCACUCCGGCCGUCUUGUUUGCGCAUAUGUACUACCACUUUGCGAUCCUUCUGCUCUUCCGGCCUCUGAUCAAAUUGCGCAUCAUUGGGUCGAGUAUAUCGCCGAGGGAUGUCUGCUGGCAGGCCGCGGAUGCUAUUACGGGCCUCCUGCGCUCGUACUCGCAACUCUACACACUCAGGCGGACCCCGUCGUUCGUCCCUUAUUUCGUCCUCACGUCAUCGAUCAUGCACCUAGCCAUCGCGGCGACCGACGUUAGUAAGCAAACGGCGCAAAGCAUGAAGACGGCCCGGGGCGGCGAGCCCUCCCGCGCGGCACCCAAGCUUGAUCGGCGCGUCACAGACGCUCUCGCACGGGGCAUCGCCGACCUGACGGAGAUGGCGCCCUGCCAUCACUUUGCCGAGCAGGCACUCAACAUACUCCGGUUCCUUGCUAUGAAAUGGAACAUCGAGGUCGACAUCGAGGCGACGGUCAGCGGCGAGCGGCGCCAGGUGGAACUCCGCGACGUAGAGCGCAGCACGCGCCCCGGGACGAACAGCCUCAACUUCUUUGCGCCCAAUUUCCUGGAAUCCGACUUCAACUGCUCAUGGGGCGGCGGCACACCGUCGCGGCCCGCCGCCGAUUCGAGGGCUGGGACCCGGCCCAGCGACGCCGGACAGUUGGCGGACGCGCCGGAAAACCCGCUGUUCUGGCCGUUCCCGAUGCAAGGCCGCCCCAUGCUGCCGACCGGGAAGGAGCUGGAAGAGGCAGGCUUCGAAGUGCUGUAACCAUGUAACCAUGGUUUUUGAGGAAGGCCCUUUGCAAGGAUCCGGUGGGAUUACAUGCCAGAACCCUAAAUACACAAGUUAAGGUUCUUUAAGGGAGGCUUUGGCAUCCGCACUGGCUUCAGGAGUUAGCCAGAAGAAGCCAGGCCAGAGACGGAUCUCAGAUGUCUGGUGGAAGUAUAGCUACCUACACAGCAGCUAGUGUAGUGUGGAAUAUGCAAGUUGUGGGUGUGGGACAUCCCGCAGGAUCAGGCCAG